Linderina pennispora is the source of this 717-nucleotide messenger RNA. RefSeq names its product alpha/beta-hydrolase. NCBI's taxonomy places the organism in Eukaryota, Fungi, Kickxellomycota, Kickxellomycetes, Kickxellales, Kickxellaceae. The annotation marks the transcript as partial. The record is from RefSeq and is a predicted model, not a curated record. Gene Ontology annotation, biological process: lipid metabolic process. The transcript has a single exon.
GUUAGCGGAAAGCGCUGGACGUGCCUUGUCAACUGCUGGUCGCCCGACACGCUGGGAACCGAGGUCGACUACCACUGGGAUGUCACUCUGCCGGCCAGCUACGGGUACGUGGCUCACCGGAGCCAGAGCAAAGAGAUCAUCGUCAGUUUCCGCGGCAGCACGAUCCUGAUGGACUGGAUCCAGGACUUUAGCUUCCUGCCUGUGUCCUGGCCCAAGAGCAUCGAGGGCUCCAAGGUCCACAACGGAUUCCUGUUCGGAUACACGGCCGCAGCCGACGGCAUCAAGAAGACCCUCAAGGAGCUUACUGCCAAGUACCCGGACUACAAGAUUGUUGUUACUGGGCAUUCCCUUGGUGGAGCCAUUGCUGCUGUGGCCACGGCCGACCUGCUUAUUUCGUUCCCCGAGUGGAAGAGCAAGAUGGAGCUGUAUACGUACGGCGAGCCGCGUGUCGGCAACCCUGCCUUUGCGCACUGGCUGUCGUCGCAGAACAUUCCGAUCUUCCGUGUCGUCAACCGUGGAGAUAUGGUCCCGCAGGUCCCCACCCGGUGGAUGAACUUUGAGCACCAUACCCAGGAGGUGUGGUACUCGGGUCGGAGCAAGGAUGCGCAGUUCUGUGGUGGCGAGUCGCUGGAGAACGAUCAGUGCCAGAACAGCCUGCUGCCGAUCCAGCUGAGCAUCAUCAACCACCUGCAGUACCCUGGCCUGAGCCCCUCGCUG